AUGCCCAGGCUGAGCCCAGGACUUCUUGUCCCUGUCAUUGUGGACCUGGAGACCCAGGUGCUGCACUCGGCAACAAGCGGCUUGGAGGCGAGUGGCGGGCAGCCGGCGUUCCCCCUAUCGGACGCGCCUCGGGGGCGGGACCGCGCUCUGAUUGGUGCUCGUCGCAACGAGGGGCGGGCUGUUCCCCCUCGGGUUUCCCUUCGCAAUGGGGGGGACCCGCCUCCUCAUUGGCUGCUGCCGUUGCCCCGGCGACGGGAGGACGCGGCGCGGCCUAGCCCCGGCUGGUCCCGCGGGAGGCCCCGCCGCCAUGGCGCAGGCCAGAGGCCGGCUGGCCAAGGAGCGCCGCACACGGUGCCCGUCUCCGACCUACCCGUGGAGGUGUGCGAGGCGGCGCUGAACAUGGGGCCCGACUCCUCCAGCGGCCUGGCCGCGGCCGCCUUCCACACUGCCAAGUCUCUGCCCCCUGAGUGGCACCAGAGCCACGCUGCGCUGUACCACAAGGCCUUCACCAGCUGCGAGCAGGCCGAGCGCGCCCGGGCCGAGGCCAAGGAGCUGGCCGAACAUGCCGCAGCCAUUGCCCAGCGCACCCAGCAGGGCUCCACGGCCGCCCUGGGCCAGCGCCUGCAGGACAUACACUUCUGGAAGGCUGAGCUCCAGAAGGAGAUUGAGGACCUUGAUGCCGAGACCAGCCUGCUGGCAGCCCAGAAGCUGCGGCUGGAAAGGGCGCUCGAUGCCACCGCGAUGCCCUAUGCCAUUGCCACUGAUAACCUGCAGUGUCGGGAGAGGAGGCAACCCCCGGACCUGAUCUGUGAUGAGGUGGAGAGAGAGUUGCUGAAGGAAGCUGAACUUAUCAGAGAUAUCCAGGAGCUUUUGAAAAGAACUUUGAUACAAGCUGUUAACCAGAUACGAAUAAAUCGAGAUCACAAAGAGGUUUGUGAAAGGGACUGGUCAGACAAAGUUGAAACGUACAGUAUUGAUGAUAAAUGUGGAAGAUACAGUAACCAGAGCACCAACAUCCAGUCCCAUCCUAGUUCAGUGAAGUUUGAAGAGAGUGCUUCAACACCAGAGACAUGGGCCAAGUUCAGUCAUGACAACAUCUGUAGGGCAGAACAAGAAAAACUGGCUUCCAUCAAUCUUCGUGUCUUGAUUGACAAUAUUCUUCAUGACAUAUCUCGGGACCUGAGGACACAGUGUGAUGCGGUUAAUGAGGCUUUUGCCAAACACUGUGAGGAGCUGGACAAUGUAAAAUACAAACUAGAGUAUCAUUUGAAAAACAUCCUUAAGGAGAUUGGAGAUCAAGAAGCUAACAUUGCUGCUCUCAAACAAGCUAUAAAAGACAAAGAAGCCCCAGUGAAAGUUGCUCAAACAAGGCUGUAUGACAGAUCUUUCAGGCCCAACGUAGAGGUCUGCAGAGAUGAAGCACAAUUCAGGUUGACCAGUGAAGUUGAAGCACUAACAGAGACCAUUGAAUCCCUGAAGAAAAAACUGCUGGAAUCUGAACAGUCUCUGGCAAACCUGGAAGACACACGGAUGAAUUUAGAAAAAGAAAUAGCUGUGAAAACAAACAGUAUUUUUAUUGAUAGGCAAAAGUGCAUGGCCCACCGCAUACACUACCCUGUUCUUAAAUUAGCAGGUUACCAGUAGUAAUCUCUGUACUAAGUAUGCAAAGUCUGGAAGAAAAAGGUGGUUUAGACUUUUUCCAUAUAAAAUACACGGGUUAUACUAUAGUGUAUUCAUUGUAUUUUCUUCUAUUUGGGUUAAAAUUAAUUAGUAUAGUAUCUUGGUGGGCUUUGAGUCUUGCCUUUAAAAGUCCUAUAAAACCUUGCCUGUAAAAGUAUAGUGAGUUUAAAAGUUUCAUUACAUCUAGAACAUAUCUAUAUAAUAUAUGCAUAAUCUGUAUCACAUAUGCAUAAUUUGCAUAGUAUGUGAUAUUUGGGGUUUUCACCCUAGUAAGUGAAUAUGUUGAGUGAAUAUUUAUUGUGGAUAAUAAUAAUAAUAUACACAGAUGUAGAUAUAACAUUUAUAGCUUGCUAGCAUUGUCAGGCAGCCUGAAAUGACAGCAAUAAAACUGCCUGCCUGACAGACGAUCACAUGAGCACCAAGGAAGCAGAUGAUAGACUUUUAAGCUGCUCAAACAUUAUUAGUAAAAAAACCAAGUUUGCACAGGUUAGAUGACAAUCUGCCUAUUGGCAAAACCGCUCCCAGUCUGUGACACCUGCUUAUGUAAUCUGAAAAUGAGUCCAAGGAUUUUUAACCUUCAAGUCAAUAAAUUUAGGGUUUUUUCAGAAAAUGAAAAAACGCUAAACAGCUUGUGAAUAGUAAUCAUGACUUUCAACUUAAGCACUUGGGUGUUGAAUUGAGCUUUUGAUCUGUUCCUGCUAUUCCCUGGAAGCAAGGCAUGUGUUUGAGCUAUUACCCAUAAUGGGGAACACAUCAGAUUCAUCUACUCCAGCAGACAAUGUACCAAAUGUCAUUCACCCAUUCACUUAGCAGGCCACUUGGUUAAAUAUGUGACAUGUGGCAAAAAAGGGGAAAAGAAGACACAGAACAGAAUUCCAUUAUGGUUUCCUCUAUUACAGUUUUUUACUUUUAAAAAGCAGCUGAUCAAAGAGAGAGAAAAAAA
Athene cunicularia (burrowing owl) is the source of this 2623-nucleotide messenger RNA. It is a transcript of the gene TEKT4, whose product is annotated as tektin 4. NCBI's taxonomy places the organism in Eukaryota, Metazoa, Chordata, Aves, Strigiformes, Strigidae. The transcript has 8 exons. The record is from RefSeq and is a predicted model, not a curated record. Gene Ontology annotation, cellular component: sperm flagellum; nucleus; microtubule cytoskeleton. Bases 1 to 1644 code for a protein of 547 amino acids. Gene Ontology annotation, biological process: cilium movement involved in cell motility; cilium assembly.